GCCUCGCCAUUAUUAAUCCCAGUCAUGACAUUCAACCGAGUCACCCCACUUUCUGAGUUGUUUCGGUAUCGGCGCGCGCCAGGCAGCAAAUCUCGCCUGCCGGCCGCGGCUCUUCGCUCCUGUUUACUAGGCGUCCACGCGUCACAUGAAUAUUUCCUGCUGCGGGUUGGUAGGAUAAGCUCUUGUAGGAGAGCAUAACCUGAGCUGGCCGGGCCGGGGGCCACUCGCCCGGCCUUUCUCUCGCUCUCAAGCAGCUGAUGCCGCGGUGGUCUCCCCCCCCUCUCUCCUUUGAAACAAAAGCAGGGCUGGUCGCCGUGGCGAGCCUCCCAACGGCCUCUCCGUUUAAAAAGCGCCGCGCUAAAGAGACCAGCAUCCCGCCCUUCUGGGUUUUGCCGCGUUUGCUGGCGAGGCCGAAGGUAAGAGUUUGGCCGGGUACACACGAUUCUUCGCCUCAGAGCUGCCCACCGAUUAUUUCCUAGACAGCAGCCGCUCUCGGUGUGCAUAGAAAGGGAGGAGAAGGCGUGCACCUUGGAGGCAGCCGGUAAGCCAUCCUCGAAAUUCCUGGCCAGGUGGCGGCAGGGCGCUUUCCCGGCGGGUGCUGUUUCCCCUCGUGUGUAAUGGGGAAGUCAGGACAAUAAGAAGGAGGCAGAGAAAAACGGACGCCCUUCACCCACCCCAGCAACAAACGGGACGCCUUUCCGAGGGAUGCUCCGUAAGUGAACGUUCGGAGUGGCGGAUUUCGACGGAGCCUCUCGCCGGGCCCUGGUUCUCCUCUCUUGCAGAGCUGCAGGUCCCUGCGGGCGGCGGUCAGAUGGGCUGGGGCAGCAGCCAGGAGCUCUGGUAAGGGUCCGGCACUCCGUACUUUCCUCCUCACGUCGUGGUCUCUGCCCCCAAAUGACCCUGCGCUCGGCCGAAUCCUCGGAUGGCGCCGACAGGGCUGGGGCCGAGUGGGAAGCUGGAGGAGCCGCGGCGGAACCUGCUGAAAGGGAGCGCCUGGACUCUGCCAUGCGGGAGUUGAGAUGCGCGGGAUGGUAUUGGGGAAGCAUGAGUGUUGCAGAAGCAAAGGGAAGAUUACAAGAAACAUCUGAAGGGACUUUCUUGGUCAGAGACAGCUCUCACUCAGAGUAUUUACUUACUAUUUCAGUCAAAACCUCAGUAGGUCCUACAAACUUACGAAUAGAAUUUCAAGGUGGUAAAUUCAGUCUGGAUUCUGUUAUCUGCAUUCGAUCAAGACUCCAGCAAUUUGACAGUGUGGUUCACCUAAUUGAAUAUUAUGUCCUUAUGUGCAAGGAUAGAAGAAUGGUUUCUGAAAUACCUUCCAAUGGUACAGUCCAUCUUUAUUUGAACAAACCUCUCUAUCAUUCAACACUGUCUCUACAGCAUCAGUGUAGAGUAGCAAUAAACAGAUAUACAAGUAAAAUCCAGGAACUUCCGUUACCAACAAGAUUGAAGGAAUUCUUAAAGGAAUAUCGAUAUCGGGUAUAAGCAUCUACUCAGCCUCAUUUUAAGGAAACAGGACCUGAAUACAAUUUGUAAGAAAUCAAAAUCUUCAGCUGCAUGAACGUAUCAUGUAGGUCACUGUGAAAAUGGUAUGUUAUUGUGUAUGUUUGUGGAUUUUAUAGAGGACUUGGAUUUAAUGUUCACUAUUAAAACUUUGGUGCUCAGUAAGCUCCCUGAUGCUAUUAGAAUUACAAGCUGGGGAAAAAUGUGUUUCAGUGGGAAAAAGUGCCUAUAAGAGAAUGGUUCAUUGCUCUUUGAUACCUAUGCACUCACUUUGUUCUUAAUAUAAAUGAGGCAGUUCUGUAUGGUUCUCUUACAGAGAGCCAUCUUGUGAAAUAUUACUAAAUCCCAAUUCAAAUGAUGUGGCUGCCCUUCAAAAUAACCUCUGAAUAAUGUGGACCAGUCAGUGAUACCAUGGGUACCUUAAAGUAAUCUGUGGUGCUCAUUCUGAGAGAUAUUGCAUUCAUCAGUAUUUUGAAAGAUUAAGAAAGAUUUGCUGAUUCCUAGUGAACAUUUACAGUUGACUGCUCUCCUCAUAUCAGAAGGGCUAAGGGGAGGAUAGGCAUCUGGAUUUCAGCAGCAAAUGGCUAACAACUCUGCAUUUAGGUCACUGUAAACUUUUUAUGAAGUUACAAAGGGAACAUAUAUUUUGGGCAAUAAAUUUCCAGCUAGCAUAAAAGAUUGGCAUAGAAGAGGCUAGUGAGAUUCACUGUCUGAGAUUAGAUCAGUCUAAAGCUCCUGAUUAUGUUUUUUGCACAUUAUUAAUUAUAAUUUACAUAUUAAUAAAUAGCAAGCUUUUAUUUCCUAAUAUUAUAGCACUCGAGUGUUUUCUUAUUAAAAACUUAUCUAGCAGUUCUACCUGCUUAUGAAUACAUGAAACUUUUUUUUUUUUUGUGCCUUCAAGUCCACGUUGACUCUUUGCAACUGCCUAGACAAAUCUUGCAGUUUUCUUGGCAAGAUUUUUGGGAAAUGGUUUGCCACUGCCUGCUUCCUAGGGCUGAGAAAGAGAGAGAGAGACUGAGCAAUGGUCACCAGUUGACUUCUUGCCUAAGAUGAAACUGGAACUUACGGUCUUCUGAUUUCUAGCCUGAUGCCUUAACCACUACAUCAUACUGGUGCUCUUAUGGAAGCUACAGAGCAAAUUUAUCCAUUUUUAUUCAGAAUAUGAGCUUAGUAUUAUAACAAAGUUCUAUUUGAACAGUCAAAAUGGGAGAUUUCUAGGUAAGGUAUAAGGCAGUCAAUCAUACAUGUGCUCUGAACACUCUGGGCUGGAGAGCUGCAACAGUCUCCCUUAUACACUUAGAUCCCAAGACUACACAAGCCCCACCCCAAGCCUUCAAUAUGGUCUCCACAAAGCCUCCCUAAAUAAUAACUUUAAUCUGAGAAAAAUGGGAGUAUGGUAUACAUGGGGAGUAACCAUGUCAGAUGUAUGUGUUUAAAUACAGUUUGUUUGGUCCUGAUCCUACAGAGCUAACACAUCUCUGAAAGGCCAGAAGCAGCCCAGGCUGCUAAAUCAUUCUUGAUUUAAAAAUAAUUAAAAAAUGAUUAAAAGUAAAUCUUACUUCAAAGUAGGGGUGAAAAAGCAAAGGUCACAUUAUCACUGUUAAAGGGACUCAGUGAAUACAUUAGGGCAGGGGUCCCCAACCCCCAGUCUGUGGACUGACACGGUCCACAGCAUUCCAACAACCAGUCCAUGCAAACAAGCGAAGCAGGCAGCAUGCAAAACCAUACCCCCCCCCCCCAGUCCGCGGAAAAACCUUUCUGCAUGGAACUGGUCCCUGGUGCCCAAAAGGUUGGGAGCCACUGAAUUAGGGUAAGGUACCACAGACUUUGUGGUAUUUGUGUUACCACAGACUUUUUAGUCUAGAUCCCUAACUUCAAUAACAGGCUUCCCUUGAAUGAGACUUUAUAAAUAUCUAGACUGCAGUCUUGCAGUCAUUUCAAUCCAAAACAAUAGCAAAUAUGACUAACUUCUACAAUGUAGAAUUUUUUAGUGUUCUUAUUUCCUUGAAAUGCAAGUAAUUUUGCCUUUAAAAAAAAGACUAUUCAAGCCUAUAACUAUCCAAUUUCAGACUGUAUUCAGUAAAUCAAAUUGUAGUGCGCUUAUACUCUUAAUGUGUUUCUGUGUUCAAAUGGACUUUUCAAAAUUGUACAAGCAAUAUUUGUACAAUAUUGUACAAGAGCAAAAAUUAUGGCACCAAGUGUAUUCAUACUGACAUUUUAGCAGUUAAGUUUGAUUAGUUUAGUGAUAGGUAAUAAAGUAGCUCUAAAAAACUAAAAUUCUUCUCCUACACAUUGCUUCAACACUCUUUUAAUACUAUCCAAGCUAAUAGCCUCAACUACAUCUUAUGCCAUAAUCCCAUAUAAUAAUUAUGCAUUGUGCAAAAAAGGAUUUCAUUUAUUCUGUGCUGAAGGACUUGAAUUUUAAUAAAAUGAGUAAAGAAGAAAAAUAUCCUCUUUCUUUAAUUCUUAUAUACCACUACACAAGUUCUCAGCAGUUGGUGGAUGCAGUCAUAGAAACUUUUUGAAACUUAAUUUUAAAGUUAGUCUUUAUUCUGUUUAUUCAAAUAAGAAAAAAAAACAUCUGGGGAUGCAAAGAGCCAGGCGCACAUUAGGAGCUAAAUUUAGGCAGGGCUACAAUGAUAUUCAUGUCUAGAAACUGAGGCCAUGCUCACAUGAUUAUUUGCAAAACUAUCUUGUGUAGAUACAUUUGUUGCUGUGGGAACAACAAAAAUGGAGAUACGUAACGUUAUUGAAAUGUUUCUUUUACAUCUAUUCUCUCAUUUCGAUUUUGAUAUAUUCAGAAUAAAUAUGCUAAAAUUAUUUCACAUGUUGCUGCACAUUAUAUUUUGCUUGUAGGUGGCUGUGGUAGGAAAGUUAAGAUGUCAGUACAAUGAAUGUGGGACCAAUUUCCUCCGUUUCUUCUCUCACAAAGACAAAGAAUCCAAAUAAAAUAAAUUAAUCCAAGAGAGGGAGAGAGAGAAGUUGAGAUAUGAAGUAAGCCUCUAUAGCACACGUCAUCUCUGGACCACUCAUCAAACACUUUGAUUUGGCUCAGUGAGCUGCAGUGGAAUUCUGGGAACAGCAAAUGGGUUGCUGGGAUAGUGCAAGUGGCCUUUGGAUUGCCCAUUGAUAUAGCAAUUUAUUAUCUCCUUAUUAUUGCAAAGUCUGUUCCUAAUCUUUUGAAUUGCAUGUUGAAUCAAAAGUGGAAGACUAUCUCUUCAUAUUCUUGAUUUUUAUAAUGCUGGGAUGAAAUAUUUUGUAGUCUUAUUCUGGUAGUAGUGAGUUAAAGGUACUGUGAUAACUCCAGCACGUGGGGCUGACUGUCAAGCCAUGUUAAUCAUUGGUGUACCAUAAUGUGUAGCCCUGCUCAUAUGUAGAUUCAACUGCUAUGGCUGAUUAAAUAGUGUUUUAAAAUAUCCUGGCUUAGUAUUUGUGUGAACUAUCUAAGUUUAUUACCGUACUAGCUUGGUGUCAUUAUGCUGAAAACUUAAUCCUUAUCUUUAUUUUACUACCACUGAGAGAGUCUAUUGUAAGGUGUUGGAUAAAAUUAGAUGUGUUUCUAAAGAGACACAGGCUUCGUUUUUGUUACCUUUGGGCUGAAAUUGUGAAUGGAAAUCAAUUGCAAUCUAAACUUAGCUCUAACAGAAUAUACUAGAGUGCAUAUUUUUUGCAAAUUAUGCACCAACAUAAUUUAGUUUAUGUUAUAAUCUAAAGCAGAGGUGUCAAACUGCCAGCCCGCGGGCCAGAUGCGUCACAAGGAAACCGCGCCUACCCCAUUGCCAGCAAUGGGGAAAAAGCUCUGAUACAUCGUGCGACAUCACGUGACAUCAGGAGUUUGACAUGUCUGAUCUAAAGAAUGAAUUCAGAAAACAUGCUUAAUAUUAUAAUUCUUUUAUUUAAUCAAAAGCAUUAUCUUCUAACUAAUGUUUCUAAGCCUCUAAUGAGGCUUUGAAACAUUAAAGAUGAUCACCAUUCAAUAUUUAGCAUUCCAAUAGUUAAACUAUCUCUUGAUAGUAGAUUAGUUAUGGUAAAAUUUUUCCUCCAAUUUGAAGGAACAACAAUUCUAAAUAUGUACUGAUGAAGCAAAUAUAAUUCAAUGCCAUAAAAUAUAUUUCCAUACAAUGUAUAUAAAAUCAAUCUAUAAAUGCCUUCAUGUAUUAUACUAAAAUACAUUUUUGCUUAACUAUGGUUAUUAUGAUUUAAAAACAUACAACUUACCUCGUAACUCAGUGUGACAUUGAAUUCAACCUAUUUUAUUUCAAUUCUAAGAUAUUUAGUAAAUAUCCAAUAUUUAUUAUGUAACUACAUUAAAAGAAUCCUGAAAAUUAUUAUAUUUCAGUGCAGGAAGCAAUAUAUCUUAUUGUUAAAUCAACUUAUACAUAUUUCAAGUUAUGCAUAAAUACUGAUGAAUAAUUAUUUCAGUUGUUGUAUCUUGUGAAAAUGCUUUUAGCUUGUUCUGUUAGAUAAAAUACUAUAUUAAAACACUUUGAAAAACUAGAAAAAAUACCCUCUGGAAUUCUGGAUCCAUUGGGUUCUAGAUCCAUUGGGUCCAAUGGAAAAUUCUAUGGAAAGGUCCAGGACAUUCAUGACUUAAAGUGCACCAAUGAAAUGAUUUUACCAAGCCAAAAGAAAGAUGUCAUCAUCUUCCAUCUUCAGAAAAUGUCUCAUCUUCUCUGAAGUGACAAAUAGUCACUAUCUAGGUGCAUGGGGUCACAAUUACUUGCAAUAAACCUACAGUGGCCAUGGAGGCCAUUUAUUCAUAAAAAUUAUUGCAGUUCCAUUCUCCAGGGCAUGGAGAUUGAAGUCCUGAAUACUCUUAACAGUAUCCAGGAGCUUCUAUAAGGCUAUUGCUAUACCAUCAGCAACCUUAGCUUGUCUCUGUAGAACAAUUCUUCAGACAUUCAUACACAGUUAUCUCUGGAGCAGUUUUCAUCACUGCGAAAGUCUCAUGCAUGACCAUGGCAAUCCAUUCUCAUUGGCCUUGCCAUCUCUGCUGCAACACUUGAACUGGUUAUAUAUUCACUUGGGCUACACUCCUGUUACUGCUCAGCCAUGUUUCAGAUGUGCAUUCUCAUCUACUACCAAACCAGAGAUAGAUGCAAUCUUAUUGCUCACAGAGAUGGCUUUAUUAGCAGAAGCCAGAAAGCCUAACAAAUUGGCCACCUAUACCUAGGCUUGGGUCAAACAGCUUACAAAUAGGGUUUGUACUAUGGGUAUCCAAACUUUUGGCUUGUCUUGGCCACAUUGAGUGAAGACCAUCUUGGGCCACAUAUAAAGUAUAUAAUAUAGUUAAUGUAUAUAAAUAAUAAACUUCCUUUUUUUAAUGAUCUUAUGGGGCUGCAUGGAGUCCAUGGGCUGCAGGUUGGACACACCUGGUCUAUAUCAAUAAUGCAAGCCCACUAUCUCUUGCCCAUCCUGGUGCUAAAUUGAGCCCUCAUUGUAUUUUCUCCAGAGGCCAACAGUGGUUCCAACCAUCACAUACUUCACCAGCCUUUGCCACCAUAUGCAAGGCAUAUCUGUGCACCAUGCCUGGUCUGAGUCAUUCAACUACUUACUCAACACAUUUCAAUAAGCCAAUUAUUGCCACAAAUUAUGUAACAGUCUCUCCAUUGACAAAUCCAAUUCAUACUCCUUCCUUUCCUGGGACCUUCCAGAUAAUAGUAUGCUAGAUUCCCGAUGCCCCACAUAUCUCUCAUUCAAUCUUCUUCUGGUCUCAUCAUGAAAAUGUACUCAGUCUGGUUAGAUCUUCAGCUUGUCUCAUCUUCCCUAGCAGACUCAAAACUUCUGUCCCACUUAAAUUGGGCAUCAUUGAGCAGUGUCAUCCCUGGAAACAUACAAUCUUCUCUUGCUGCAUCGAGUUAGCAAAUGCUUCCUCCUGUGCUUCUUCAAAAUGAUUCCACUCAUCCUAUCAGGACACCUUGAAAGACCAUAUUCAAAACCCUACUCCCUCAUGAAUAAGUAGACUUUCUCUAUAGCACUGACCUUUGGAACAUCUUAUCCUGAGAGCUGAUCCUGACCAGAUGGUAUUUUGCAAUGAUAUGAAAACUGUUUGAUGCUGCCAAAUCUUUAAAGCUUAAUUCUGCAAGUUAUUCUUGAAUAUCUUUUAUAGGUUGGAGGUAUGUUAUUUUAUUCUGUUGGGGGAGGAUGGAAAUUGUGAAGUUUUAUUGUUACAUUUUUGCAUAUUGGUGGUAUGGAGAAUGCAAAAAUACUGCUAAUAUAUAAAUCAUAAAAUCAUCAUAUGCUUUGCUAAUGAUUUAUUUCUUAAGAGAGUUCUCCUUAACAAUGAAGUUAAUUUCUGGUUUUAAGAACCUGGCCAAAUCAUGAUCCAUUCUAUUCUUGUAACCUUUCUAACUAAAAAAACUGAAUUUGAUCUCUUGAAUAAUACUUCUAAAGCUUCAGUUUGGAGUCACAAAUACACUUCUCGCAGAUGACUGCAGCCCAUUAUAUCAACUGUUAGAAGAAAACAUAAUUUAGUGAUAACCAGUGUAAUGUGUAUAGUAUGGUCACACCUUAGUAGUGACCAGUGACUUGAUUCUUCUUGAAUUGCUAUAUUGCUGCAGCACAACUCGAUAACCACAACAAAGCAUGCAAAAUUACUUUACUGCCAUCUAGUUGUCAUCCUGAUUGUUGCACCACAAUAUUUUAGCCCUACAUUCUUCUGGAUUUAUUCAUAUAUUAAUGUUGAUUUAGCAAUAUAUUUCAUCAGUAAAUAUCAAAAAUUAAAUUUCAACUCAUUUCAAAUGCAUGGUAAUUGUAGAGAACUUCGGGAGGGUAGCAGCAGAAACCCUUUUUCCAACCUGAAGAAAGAUAAAAACAAUUUCCAGCUUCUCUGAGGAUCACGCAAUUACAAUUCGUAGCAUAUUCCACGGAAUUCUGGGAAUUGUAGUUUCGACAUAUUUAGAUUCCAGGCUUUUAGCACGUUUUUGGUCGUAAUAUGAUUUUGAAAUAAGCUUCUGUUCCUUUUCAACUUUUACCAGCAGCCUACGCAUCUAAUCACAGAAACAACCGUUCUAA
Molecule: messenger RNA, 8517 nt
Organism: Crotalus tigris (Tiger rattlesnake)
Lineage: Eukaryota; Metazoa; Chordata; Lepidosauria; Squamata; Viperidae
Gene: SOCS2
Product: suppressor of cytokine signaling 2
Exons: 2
Coding region: 895-1485 (196 amino acids)
Biological process (GO): intracellular signal transduction; phosphatidylinositol phosphate biosynthetic process
Cellular component (GO): phosphatidylinositol 3-kinase complex
Molecular function (GO): 1-phosphatidylinositol-3-kinase regulator activity
Source: RefSeq, a predicted model, not a curated record